Papilio machaon (common yellow swallowtail) is the source of this 1047-nucleotide messenger RNA. RefSeq names its product osteopetrosis-associated transmembrane protein 1. Gene Ontology annotation, cellular component: cytosol. NCBI's taxonomy places the organism in Eukaryota, Metazoa, Arthropoda, Insecta, Lepidoptera, Papilionidae. The transcript has 5 exons. The coding region runs from base 92 to 988 and encodes 298 amino acids. The record is from RefSeq and is a predicted model, not a curated record.
UAAUAUUUAUUAGUACUGUAAUCGUUUCUAUAUAGUAUUUAAUAAUAUCACGUUUGCGUUGUUGACAUUAAUUUAUGAAAUACUCAUUACCAUGUUAAGUACAUAUGGGAUUGUGAUAAAAUUCUUCGUUCUAUUUUUUCUUUAUCCAUAUAAUUUAAGUGUUGACUGCGCGGAAGAAAAUUACUACAAGGGAUUUUCUAUAUUGUACAACAAUGGAAACCAUGAACCGUUCAAUACAGUACUGAAGAAAGAUAUGUAUUCUUAUCCAAAAGAAUGUUACAAAAUUUUAGAAUCGUUUUCACAGAGUGCAUCUAAUUUGACAAUGUGUUCAAUUUUAAAUGCACGACCAGUACGAUUGUGUGAAAAAUGUGUUGAUCAUUACGUUUGUUUUCGUAAUAAAUAUCAAGAGCUUCUUAAAACUGUUGUUAAUGGCACAUCCUGCAGAUCUGUUUUUAUGUCACAUGAUAGAUUGAAUGUGGUAUUGCAAUAUCAUGACAGCAUUUCAGCUGUUUGGGAACAAGGAAAUUGCAACAAUUGCUUUAACUGGACUGAUAAUAAACCAGCAAUAAAAAAUGAUAUAAACCAUUUUAUAAAAUUAUUUAACGACACCAUGAACUGUUUCUCCAACAAUUAUGAUCCAGAAAAUAAUAAUACAGUGUGUGAAAAAUGUAUGCAAUUCUACCUUCAGUUAGAUUCAUUCUAUGCUACUUUAAGCGCAGAUUCUAUGGGAUUGGAUUCUGUUUGUAUGGAUAUUGUUGAUUCUAUGAAUGCUACCAGAAGUAUUUGGAGCAAGACUUUUAAUUGUUGCAAGCUAAGAAGAUCACCUGAGAUUGUAUUUUUAAGCAGUGCUGGAGUAAUUGCCUUAUUACCUUUAAUAUUUUACAUAUCGGUAAGGUACUGUGGCCCAAUUAGAGAUUUGCCACAAGUUUUAAAACAGUCAAGGAUUAAACAAACAAUAUUAAGAUCAAUUAAUUCUAGAGAAGAUUAAAUGACAUAAUAUUUUUAAGUUAUGCCAAAGAUUAUUAUGAUAAAAUUGGAAAUUUUAAA